Musa acuminata AAA Group (dessert banana) is the source of this 462-nucleotide messenger RNA. RefSeq names its product glycine-rich cell wall structural protein 2-like. Bases 1 to 462 code for a protein of 153 amino acids. NCBI's taxonomy places the organism in Eukaryota, Viridiplantae, Streptophyta, Magnoliopsida, Zingiberales, Musaceae. The transcript has a single exon. The record is from RefSeq and is a predicted model, not a curated record.
AUGGCAGCUACGAGAGCUUCCGCUGUAGCAUUGCUGUUGUUCUCAUUGUCACUGGCAAUGGUCGCCACUGAGAGCCGGCCUGCCCGGAAAGACCUCGGCCUCGCCCUGGGUGGCGGCCUGGGCCUCGGUCUCGACCUCGGGCUAGGUGGUGGAGGCUCGGCCUCCGGCUCAGGCUCGGGUUCCGCCUCCGCCUCCGGGUCUGGCUCUGCUUCGGGUUCGGGUUCUGGUUCCUACGCCGGGUCGUACGCGGGCUCGUACGCUGGUUCGGGCGGUUCAGGCGCAGGCUCUUCGGCUGGUUCUGGUGCGGGGUCCGGUGCCGGCCAAGGAGGCGGGCGUGGCGGGGGCUCGGCGUCUGGCUACGGCGAGGGCCAUGGCUACGGUGAGGGCCAUGGAAACGGGUCCGGGUCGGGUUAUGGCGAAGGCUAUGGAUAUGGAUCCGGAUCCGGUGAUGGGCGUCACUGA